UUUAGUACCCAGCAUGCAUCUCGCCCUCGCCAUUUUUCUUGUUGUGUUCCGUGAGAAAGUCGAGGUGAACAUUUCGAGGAAAACCUGCGUUUUUAUACAUUCGUUUAUCUUUCGUUUCUGCUAUUUGCAUUCCUGACGUUUUUUGGAGUAACAUUGAGGAAAGAAUAUCGCAACAUGGCUCAAUACAAAGGAGCCGCCAGCGAAGCUGGGAGAGCCAUGCAGCUGAUGAAAAAACGAGAAAAGGAGAGAGAACAACUUGAACAACUGAAACAGAGAAUCGCAGAGGACAAUAUGGUCAAGUCCAACAUCGACAAGAAGUUCUCAGCUCACUAUGACGCUGUGGAGGCAGAGUUAAAGUCCAGCACAGUUGGCCUGGUGACACUGAAUGAUAUGAAAGCUAAGCAGGAGGCGCUUGUGAAGGAGCGUGAGAAGCAGCUGGCAAAGAAGGAGCAAUCCAAGGAGCUCCAGCUCAAGCUCGAGAAGCAGAAGGAGAAGAAGAGGAAAGAGGAACAGAAAAGGAAAAUUGCAAGUUUAUCAUUUAAUCCUGAGGAUGACGGUGAAGACGACAAUGAAGAAGAUGAGGAGGAGGAGGAGGAUGAAAAGGAAGAGGAAGAAGAAGAAGAGCAGGAUUAUGUCCCGGUAAAGAAGAAGAAGCUUGGAAAAAAUCCCGACGUGGACACAAGUUUCCUCCCUGAUCGGGACCGAGAGGAGGAGGAGAAUCGUCUCAGAGAAGAGCUUAGGCAAGAGUGGGAGCUCAAACAAGAGAAGAUCAAGAGCGAGGAGAUCGAGAUUACGUUUAGCUACUGGGAUGGAUCCGGCCAUCGUAAGACUGUCAAGAUGAAGAAGGGCAACACUAUCCAGAACUUUCUGCAGAGGGCCCUGGAAGUCCUAAGGAAGGACUUCAGUGAGCUCAGGUCUGCUGGGGUUGAGCAGCUGAUGUAUAUUAAAGAAGAUCUUAUAAUCCCCCAUCACCACAGCUUCUACGACUUCAUCGUGACUAAAGCCAGGGGCAAAUCGGGUCCUCUCUUCAGCUUUGACGUCCACGAUGAUAUCCGUCUGGUCAAUGAUGCCACUGUAGAAAAGGAUGAGUCUCACGCAGGUAAAGUAGUGCUGAGGAGCUGGUACGAGAAGAACAAGCACAUCUUCCCCGCCAGUCGCUGGGAGCCGUACGACCCUGAGAAGAAAUGGGACAAGUACACGAUCCGGUGAAGCUGCUGUGAACGUUUCCCGUAUUAUCUCUCCUGCGCCCUUCCACAAUUGGACUCUCACUUUACUCAUGAGGCUAAUUCCCCAAAACGUACCUCAAAGAUUCAUUGUCCCCCUAUAUAAAUGCGCUCAUGUAAAUGUAAAUAUUGUUGAAUAAAUUUAACCUGUAAUAA
Phycodurus eques (leafy seadragon) is the source of this 1379-nucleotide messenger RNA. It is a transcript of the gene fam50a, whose product is annotated as family with sequence similarity 50 member A. Bases 175 to 1209 code for a protein of 344 amino acids. NCBI's taxonomy places the organism in Eukaryota, Metazoa, Chordata, Actinopteri, Syngnathiformes, Syngnathidae. Gene Ontology annotation, cellular component: nucleus. The record is from RefSeq and is a predicted model, not a curated record. The transcript is spliced from 13 exons. Gene Ontology annotation, biological process: chromatin organization.